AUGCUCGCAAGACAAUUUAUACCAAUUGGUGCAAACGUUUUAAAGAACAGUGCAAAACCAUUGUUUACGUUACUAAGUUACAACCUUUUGUCACCCUCAUACAUGUGGCCUCAGGUGUAUACGUAUGUGCCUGAGAAAUAUAAGGAUUGGAACUAUAGACAUAAACUCCUCGAACAGGAGUUGCUAGAUAAGUAUAGAGCUGACAUUAUGUGUCUCCAGGAGCUUACAUCAGAAGAUUAUAGUAACUUUUGGAAGAAAGCUCUUCAAACUAACAUGAACUACGGGUCAAACUAUAUUGCCAAAACCCCGCCGCAAUAUUGGAAGAGACCAGUUGAGCAAAUGGACGGUGUUGGCAUAUUUUACAAUCUGGACAAAUUUGAGUUCAUUUCCAGGUCUGGAAUAUAUCUUAAUCAAUUACUUGGUGUUUUCAGUAAUAAUGAAUUAGAGUAUCUCGAAAAAAAGCCAGUUACAUUGACUGAUGGGGCCGGUAAUCAAGUCGGUGAGCAAAGUUUGCUCCAAAUCCUAAAAUCAAAAAAUCAAGUGGCUUUAUUCGUAUCAUUAAAACAUAAAGAAACCGGUAAUGUUUUUGUCGUUAUAAAUACACAUCUGUAUUGGAAAUACGAUGAUGUGAAGUUAACUCAAUGUAUGAUCAUUAUGAGAGAACUGGCUAGAAUAAUUGAAAAACAUUUAGUCGGUUUAGAGAAUGUAACUGAUGACAAGAUUAAAAUUUUAUUCACUGGAGAUUUAAACUCAACAUCAGACUCAUUAGUUAUAAAUUUCUUAAAGGGUCAAAUUGUUAGUCAUGAUAAUCUGAAUGUUAUAAAUCCUAUGAAGCCUUAUUUAGAACAUUGUGUCUAUGAUGAUGUACCAGAAGAGUUAUUUACUCACACAUGUUAUUCAGGAAAACUGAAGGGUAUUUUUGAUUACAUAUGGUACCACGACACAGACUUCAAAUUGAGACGUAUACUAUCUGGUAGAGAAGUAUCUCAUGAGCUUGCAGCUUUGAAUCAAUUUGGUCUACCAAACGAGAAUCACCCAAGUGAUCAUAUUCCUUUGUUUACAGAAUUUGAGAUUCUGUGA
Molecule: messenger RNA, 1080 nt
Organism: Nakaseomyces glabratus
Lineage: Eukaryota; Fungi; Ascomycota; Saccharomycetes; Saccharomycetales; Saccharomycetaceae
Gene: NGL1
Product: RNA exonuclease
Biological process (GO): nuclear-transcribed mRNA poly(A) tail shortening
Cellular component (GO): cytoplasm; CCR4-NOT complex; nucleus
Molecular function (GO): poly(A)-specific ribonuclease activity
Source: RefSeq, a predicted model, not a curated record